CCUUUCAAUCCAAACCAUUCUAUGACUCUGAUCUGGCCUGGCUUCCAAAGACAAAGACCUUGUACCAAUUUGCUGUUAGCAUGUUACCCUAUCUUCAGAUAAUUUUUACCUGCCUUGCCAAUACCAGCAGGGUAAUCAGGCAUCCAGGGGUCAUGGGUAUAUUCAGUUCUCAUAAUAAUCAAAUUCUUUGGGUUGGAAGGUACGUUUAAAGAUCAUCCAGUCCAGCUUCUAAGAAGAGCAAGAUUAGUCGCUUUAGGAAUUAGGAAAAUUUAGGAAAAUUCCUGAAAGGAUUUUCCUUUUCUUAAAACAAAGAUGAGGACGGUGGGCAGAUGAAUAGGAAUAUGGGAUGAAUAGGAACAUCAUCCUAAAAACAGUGACCACAGCUCAAAGAUAUAAAGAACAUUAUGUAAAAAUAGACAUCACUGCUGUCUAUGUAGCCUAAUUUAUCACUUUACAUCUAGUUCUAUUCAUAUAAUUUUUACAGAAUUUGCAACUGUAGAUAAACUCAGUUUUUGAAAACAGUAAGAGAUUACCCGUAUUUCUGACUUUUUUGAAGGAAAUAAACUUAAAUGAGUGACCAGAAGGUGUAAUCCCUGAUGGACUCCCCUGGCUGGGGCAAAGAACACAGCUCUGAGGGAACAUCUCCUCUACUCAACACCUACAGAGUCAAAAAAACCAAUUGCAGUUUUCACUGUCGCUGGUGCUGCCAGUGGUAUUUUUUACUUAGAGGGAAGUGUGGUGGUUUCUGUCACGUCUUCUGCCUUUCUUUGAGGCACUGGCAGGAUGCUGCAGGCUGCCCACUUGAGCUAGGUCUGUUGUGUCAUAACAGGCAGCACCUGAUGCCAAACGCAUGAGUUUCUGUUGCUACAACAUCAAAGCUGAGACAACCUUUGUAAGUGGUCAAUAAAACUAUGUGAUCCCAGGUCAGGGGUAGAAGUUGGAAUAUUUAUUGAACAUGUGACAUGCAAUAUAAGGAUCUUGGAGGCAGGACAUGUUAAUGAAGAGGAUGGGUUAUACUAACUAAGGGAUGAAUUAUGCUAACUAGAGGAUUACACAAUUCUCUGCUACAGUUACACAAGUGGUUAAUAUUUUCCCGUAGCAAGGACCACAUGGGGGGAAGAGAACAAAGGGCCUUCUACAUCGCCUGACAACAUCAUCACAGUCACUCCAUAUCUUGCUGAAAGAGACAGGACAAUCAAACAUAGUUAAUAUUAAUGGGUCUUGUGAUGAAGCUCCUCAAAGUAAGGAGUUUCUCCCAGCUCCUGCUGUCUACAGCCUGCUACAUAAUUUUAUUAGUUCCUUUUCUGCUGAUAGUCGAGUUUUGGAUUCCAACAAACCUUUCCUCUCAUGAUCUGGAAAUGGGUCAUUCCUCAUGCCUGUUCUGAAUCACUUUUUUCUUUGUUUCUUAUGUUUCUAGAGCCAAGUACUUCCAAGACUGGAGUCAGUGGCAAAAUUGAUGUGUAAUUUAUCCAAGUUAGCCUUGAUUAGAGCGGAAUGGGAAUAUUUACCUAUAUUAAAUGUAUUUUUAUCCAACAAUUAAAUAAAUAGUACGAUGACAAUGAUUUCCAAAUGUUUUCCUUCAAAAAUUGAUACAAUACUAGCUCAAUGUUCAUUUUUUUGAUCUAUACUAAAAUAAUUUUUUAGCUUAUCCAAAAUUGGAGUAAUGAAAAUAACAAGCAAAGGCUAAGAUAUCAGUAAGGAAUGUGUAGGAAGACCUGUCAGAAUAAAUCUUCGUACAUGGGAUCUGUGUCUGAAGAGUCCUGGAUAUAAGUAGCUGCCAGGUUUAAUAUUUAACAUAAUGAGUAAUACUUAAUAUAUUGACUAAUCACAGAGGACUUUGGCCUAUACUAUAAAUUACCAUAGUUGACCUUUUGCAUUUUUUUUCCUGAAAAAUUUCUUAUAGGGAAAAGGUAAGCAACCUUUUAUUUUGAGAAGUAGGGAGAAACCGAGAGACUCAGUAGAUUUCAGGCAUCUUUAAGAAAUGCAGCAGUAAUAUUGAUUCACGAAGAGCAAUCCUGUUUCCAGAAAAAGAUAAUUAACCAGUUAUAAAAAAACCACGAGUUGUUUGUAACAUUUUUCUUCACUAGCUCUCAUUGAACUUCCUUCUGCAGUAUGAAAGUGCCAUGAGUUCACUUCACCUGAAGCGCAGGUGAGCUAGACAACCAUAAAUGUUAAAGAUGCGGUUUGGGAAUGGGGAAGGAUUUUCAGUAAGGUAAGUAGUUUUGGAGUCUACCAUCGAUGGGAUUUGGAAGCUUGCACACUUUAAAACCCCUAUGAGCUUCCAAUAUUUGGACACGUAAGUAACUUUAGAAUCUACCUUGGAGUGACUUACCUGCAACUUCCUCAGAGGCCAGAGGUGCCUAAAGGAGGAAGUUUUCCAAGGCUGCUUUUAAACUCAGUCUUGACUGUACCUAGACUUAGGCUAGUCCUUCUGGGUUGGUGACUCCUUUGUAUGCAUGGAUAGUCUCAUGGCAGUAAAUACGGUGUUAAUGGAGCAACCAGGCUCCUCUCUUGCCUCACAGGCAGUCUGCCUGGCAACUCCUCUGUGGUAGCUUGUUUGGGGAAGGAUCUACCUUUCUGGGCUCACCUGGUCUCUGGUAUUAUUGUGUUUUGCAUCUUCCAUGUCUUUUCAUGCUCCAUCAUUAUAAGGCUUUCCACUGCUGCUUUCUAAACACUGUUUGGGAGCUUCUUCUCACACUCAAUACCUUACUGUGAAUGUAGAUCAGUAUUUCCCACAUACAUAGAAUAAAAUUUCCCUCCAUGGAAAUGAUAAUAUUGCAAUGCAGGCUGGUAAUGGCAGCCUAAAGUGAAUUAUAUCUAUCUACCAAGAAGAAUCUGCACCCACCAAAAUCCUGGCCAUAUGGAAGUAAAGGGCCACAGCUCUUCAUCAGUGUGUCUUCUGUGAGGAUGCCUUUUACUGGGAGAAGGAUACCUUGAUGAACUUCGUACUUUAAUGAAGUUCAUGUGUCAUACAAAUCCCCAAACAACUCAAUGGGACCUGGGGCAUUAAAAGAAACAAAAGCAGAGCACUAUCCUCAAAUAAUUUAUUUACCUACUCUAACCGUAAGUCAAAUUUAGCAAUUUGUCUAAUGCUUUUCAAAUUAUUUUUUUCUGGACCAAAAUGAUUACCAAAGUAGUUAAAUAAUAACAAUAACAAAGUAUAGCAAUACCAACAACAAUAUGUAAUAACAAUAGCAAAGUAUAACAAAACAACAACAAUAAUAUAAUACUAAAACAACAAUAAUAAUAACAACUUAAUACAUUUGCAAAUAGGUUGGGCAUAUUUUAUGGAAUUGAAUUAUGUAAACAAUAGUUUAUUAAAUAAAAUAAACCAAGGAAGCCAGACUAGUUACAUUCUGGGAAUCACCACUACUGAGUCAGGAAAGAAGGAAUAUGCUUUGACUAGUUACCAGCUCCAGCAAGCAACACGACUUCCGCACUACAGUGAAUAAUAUGAGUUUACUUAAACAGUGCAACUCCAGCUGAUUCUAGCAUGUGGAAGGUGGGUGCCACACCAUGGGCCUGAUGGUGCAGUUCAUAGGGCAUUCCUAGGGUGGGAAUAUGUCCCUGCACCUCAAUGACCUGUGAAGAUGUGCCUGUAGAGAAGCCAGAGGUUCUGUUGCUUGCUCACAGUGUGCAAGCCAAGCUGCUUUAGCCUUAUUGUCCCUUUGCUUCCUCCACAGCUCGGAUGUCCCACUCUCAGUUGAAGUAAAGAAGCAUUUUGAAAAUACAAAUUGUCAUCAAUACACUUGAGAACAAGGCAAACAACAGUGUUGUCUAAGACAAGCCAUCUUUCUUCUGCACCAAGAAGCCAGAAGUGAUAGCAGGUGAAAAAGAGAGAAAUGACCAAACUGUCUGAAGUGUUAAAAGAGAGCACGUUGAUGGGCUGUCCAUACUGAACAACUGUGUCUGUGUACCUAGUUAGCCGAAGAGCAAAUAACCAUAAAACGUUUAAAAAUACAGUUAUCUUAUGGUAUGCUGGAUGAUAUCAGGUCAGGAUGGGGAACAGCCUGUCUGCUGUGUGGACUCCCAGGCCUCUCUGGUUGGCAGGGUAUUUCUUUCCCUGAUUGCUGUGGAUGCUGACUGUACUAUCUUUAAGAUGAAAUAGCUGGGACUGUACCUUGCUCCAGGACGAAGAUGCCUACUGCUUCCUUUCUGUGCGACACUAUCCUGUUUAUUAACAUCCGGAGUGUGCAGUGAAAAGCAAAAUUAGCAGACACCCAUGAUGUCUUUACCUUUCUACCAAAGACACCACGAGCACUAUGACCGUGCGUACCGCCAUAAAGCACUGUCAUCCACUGUAAGCCAGUACCAAAAGGAAACAAAGAGUAAAGCUGCUGUCUAUGCUCAAGGAUCCACAGCUUAUGCCAGGGGCUCUGCAGCCUAUCGCCAUGCCUCUGCAGCAGGCUUCAGCCUCGACUCCUCAGCAACAUACAGUCAUGGCUCCUCAGCCUACGACCUGGAGUCGGCAGCCUACAGCUAUGGAUCCACAGCCUAUGAUCACUCUGCUGCACAAAGCAAAAGAUCUGCUGCCUACAGUCUUGACUCCGAAUCCCUCAGCAGGAGCUCAGCUGCCUACAGCCAUGCAUCUGAAUCCAUCAACAAGCUGGCUGCAGCCUACAGGCUGGGAUCUGAAGCCUACAGUUUAGGACUGAAAAACUCCAAUUUAAUGAUUGAAGAUCAAUCCUAUAAGAUGAGUCCCAAAGCAAAGAGAGCAAAACAGAAUUUGAUAUCUGAGGACAAAGAGAAUGAAGCCAUGGACUAUUCAGUGCCCAUAUUCACAGGACGAGAAGUGAAUAUCAGUGGGAUCACAGACACUGAAGAAGAGAGAAUUAAAGAAAGUGCUGCAUAUGUUGCCAAGAGGAACCUUUUUGCCACAGGUGAAGGAGUUAGUGUCAGCAAGGUGGCCAAGUCAACUUCUGAAGAGGAGCAUCAUGAAAAAAAAUCAAGGAAAGUAGUGAUCCGGGAGUCUGCUGAACGUGUGGCCAUGAAAAAAACGCUAGAAGAGACUCAGGCAUUCCAUAAAAAGUUGAAUCAAGAUAAACUCUUACAUGCUCCUGAGUUUAUCAUUGAGCCUCGUUCCCACACUAUCUGGGAAAAGGAAAAUGUCGUAUUUCGUUGUUCUGUGGCUGGCUGGCCGGCACCCCGUGUUACCUGGUACAAAAACAACGUGCCCAUUGAUGUACAGGCUCACCCUGGCAAGUAUAUCAUUGAAAGCCGAUAUGGACUGCACUCACUGGAGAUUACCACAUGUGAAUUUGACGACACUGCCCAGUAUAGGGCCUCUGCUAUGAAUGUUAAAGGAGAAGUUUCAGUUUAUGCUUCCCUCGUGGUAAAGAGGUACAAAGGAGAAGUUGAUGCAAGUCUUUUGCAUGCUGGAAAUCUUUCCAUGUCUCCAUUUGCCAUUACCCCUUAUGGCUAUGCUUCCAGGUUUGAAAUCAGCUUUGUCGACAAGUUUGAUGUAGCCUUUGGGAGAGAAGGAGAGACAAUGAGUCUGGGCUGCACAGUUGUCAUCAAUCCUGAUAUCAAGCGCUUCAAACCAGACAUUGAAUGGUACAGAAAUGGUGUUCUUAUUACACCAUCCAAAUGGGUCCAGAUGCAGUGGAGCGGGGAGCGAGCUUCGUUAACACUGACUCAUGCAAACAAGGAAGAUGAAGGUCUUUACACCCUACGAGUGGCAAUGGGGGAGUACUAUGAAGAGUACAGCGGUUAUGUCUUUGUUCGAGAUGCUGAUGCUGAAAUCCCUGGAGCCCCUGGUGCACCACUGGACGUGCAGUGCUUAGAUGCCAACAAAGAUUAUGUCAUUGUCUCCUGGAAGCAACCUGCUGUCGAUGGAGGAAACCCCAUCCUUGGAUAUUUCAUUGACAGGUGUGAGGUCGGCACCGCCCACUGGACCCAGUGCAAUGAGAAUCCCGUGAAGUUUGCUCGUUUUCCUGUCACUGGUCUGAUUGAAGGCCGUUCCUACAUCUUCCGAGUCCGAGCGGUGAACAAAGCUGGCGUCAGCCUACCGUCCCGGGUGUCAGAGCCUGUGGCUGCUCUGGAUCCUGCAGACAGAGCCAGGCUUAGAAGUCACCCUUCUGCUCCUUGGACUGGUCAGAUUAUUGUGACUGAGGAAGAACCUGCAGAGGGUGUUGUUCCAGGUCCCCCUACAGACCUCCAAGUUAUUGAAGCCACCAAGAACUAUGUUGUGCUUAGUUGGAAACCUCCUGGACAGAGGGGACAUGAGGGUAUCAUGUACUUUGUGGAAAAGUGCGUUGCCGGCACAGAGGACUGGCAAAGGGUGAACACUGAGAUCCCUGUGAAGUCUCCUCGCUUUGCAGUUUUUGAUUUGUCUGAAGGCAAAUCCUACUGCUUCCGAGUUCGCUGUUGCAAUUCGGCUGGAAUUGGUGAACCCUCAGAAGCAACUGAAGCCACUGUAGUGGAUGACAAACUCGAUAUUCCCAAAGCUCCUGGCCGUAUUAUGCCAACUAGGAAUACAGACACCUCAGUUGUUGUCACCUGGACAGAGCCCCCAGACGCCAAGGAGCUAGUUGGGUACUACAUUGAGUCAAGUGUAGAGGGAUCUGGUCGUUGGGAACCAUGUAACAACAAUCCAGUGAAAGGCACAAGAUUCAUUUGCCAUGGGCUCAGCAAUGGUGAGAAGUACAUUUUCAGAGUCAGAGCUGUUAAUGCAGCAGGGCUCAGUGAAUUUUCACAGGAUUCAGAGCCUAUAGAGGUGAAAGCAGCCAUUGGGGGUGGAUUGCUUCAUGGUGUGUGUCCUGAACUGAGUGGUAAAGCUGGUGGACUAACAGACCACACUACCAGCUGGGAAGGCAUGCAUGAGACCUCCCAGCCUAUCUUUGACACAGAUGCUUUGCUAAAACGCAAUGCUAAAUUUAAUAGAGACACACUACUCAGUAGCUGUGACAAACUGGGGAGUACAGGAGAUUGUAACAUGAGAGAAAUGGCUAAGGAUGCACCUGCACCACAAAAAGUUGCUGCUAAGCAGGCAAGUAAGUCUCGACCCGAGGAUCUUUUGACAGUGGAAAAAGUCAGAAAGAAGAAAGAUACAGCUGCUCCAUCUCAACCUUAUGACAUCGUGGUACUUGAGAGUGUUCGUGACUCAAUGGUAUUGGGAUGGAAAGAACCUAAAGUCACUGGUGGAACUGAAAUUACUGGCUACUAUGUGAACUAUUGUGAAGUGGUUGAUGGAGUUCCUGGAAAGUGGAAGGAGGCCAACAUUAAGGCUGUUACUGAGAGAGCAUACAGGAUAGAAAACCUGAAGGAAAACAUGGUGUACCAGUUCCAGGUGGCUGCUGCUAACCUGGCUGGGGUUGGAACACCCUCCCAACCCAGCAAGCCCUUCAAAUGUGAAGAGUGGACCAUUGCUGUACCUGGGCCACCCCAUGAUGUCAAAUGCACAGAAGUUAGGAAGGACUCUCUGGUUUUACUGUGGAAGGAACCGGUUUAUACUGGCCGUAGUCCCAUAGUUGGUUAUUAUGUUGAUAUGAAGGAAACUGAAGCAAAGGAGGAACGCUGGAGAAGUGUCAAUAAGAAGCCACUUCAAAAGAAAUACUUGAAGAUCGAUGGCCUAACACAAGGUGUGAGUUACGUGUUUCGUGUGCGGGCAACAAACCAGGCUGGUGUUGGGAAACCAUCAGAUACCACGGAUGCUGUUUUAGCUGAAACACGACCAGGAACCAAGGAAAUUGUGGUUGAUGUAGAUGACAAUGGAGUAAUUUCCUUGAACUUCGAAUGUGAUCAGAUGUCUCCAGACUCUAAGUUUGUUUGGUCCAAGAAUUAUGAACCAAUUGAGGAUGACUCUCGACUGAACAUCGAUACCAAAGGCGGAAAGUCAAAAGCUUCCUUUAAGGAUCUUGGAGAAGAUGAUUUGGGAAUUUACUCUUGUAUUGUUACAGACACUGAUGGAGUUUCAUCAAGUUACACAAUUGAUGAGGAAGAAAUGAAACGCCUGCUUGCUCUGAGCCACGAACGCCAAUUCCCAACUAUCCCACUUACUUCUGAGUUGGCAGUGGAAAUUUUGGAAAAAGGAGAAGUGAGAUUCUGGUUGCAAGCUGAAAAACUGUCUGGCAAUGCAAAGGCCAACUUUGUAUUUAAUGAUAAGGAGAUUUUCAAUGGAGAGAAAUAUAAAAUGAAGGUGGACCAGACGACCGGCCUUAUUGAAAUGAUUAUGGAUAAACUUGAGGAAAAGGAUGAAGGCACUUACACUUUCCAACUGCAGGAUGGAAAAGCCACCAAUCAAUCUAGCCUUGUCCUCAUUGGUGAUGUAUUCAAGAAGCUACGGGAUGAAGCAGAUUUCCAGAGAAAAGAUUGGCAGAGGAAACAAGGUCCUCAUUUUGUGGAUGGACUGGGAUGGGAAGUUACCGAUGAGUGUAACGUGAUGCUGAAAUGUAAGGUGGCUAAUAUUAAGAAGGAAACACACAUUGUAUGGUACAAAGAUGACAGGGAGAUAAUGGUAGAUGAAGAACAUGACUUUAAGGAUGGAGUGUGUACUCUGCUGAUAUCAGAGUUUUCUAAGAAAGAUGCUGGCACUUAUGAAGUCAUACUGAAGGAUGACAGAGGAAAGGACUCCAGCGAGCUGAAGCUUAAGGACACAGCUUUUGCAGACCUGAUGAAUGAAGUAUGCCGAAGGAUUGCUUUAUCUGCAACAGACCUGAAAAUCCAGAGCACAGCUGAGGGUAUCAGACUCUACUCCUACGUUACUUAUUAUGUGGAAGAUUUGAGAGUAGGCUGGGUGCACAAUGAUACUCAGAUUAAGUUCACAGACCGAGUGAAGACUGGUGUCACUGGGGAGCAGAUCUGGUUGCAGAUCAAUGAGCCAACUCCACAGGACAAGGGCAAAUACAUAAUGGAACUCUUUGAUGGCAACACAGCACACAAAAAGACAAUAGAUCUUUCUGGACAAGCAUUUGAUGAAGCCUUUGCCGAGUUCGAGAGAUUAAAGCAAGCUGCGAUUGCAGAGAAAAAUCGUGCCCGAGUACUUGGAGGUUUGCCCGAUGUUGUCACCAUCCAGGAGGGCAAGGCACUUAAUCUCUCUUGCACUGUCUGGGGAGAUCCCACUCCAGAGGUCUCAUGGCUGAAGAACGAAAAAUCUUUUGUAUCAGAUGCUAAUUGCAUCCUGAGGUUUGAAUCAGGAAAAAAUGUCAGCUUUUCCAUUUCUACUGUGUCUACACACGACUCUGGGAAAUACAGCAUUGUGGUGAAGAACAAGUACGGUACAGAGACCAGUGAUGUCACCGUGAUUGUGAUGCCUGUAUCAGGGCAGACUGACACAGUCCAAGGACACAAUCAAAAUAAUAAAAACGUAUCUAAAAAGAAAAAAACAAUGACAAGCAAACGGAAGGAAGGGGAAAAGAAAGAUUGUAUUAAGCCUCAUGUAGAAGAAAUUGUUGAUACAGAAGAGACACCUGAUCCAAAUGAAAUCCCUCCUGUGAAAACAGAAAAGGAUACAAAAAGCAACAAAGGAGCACCAAAGAAGACUGAUGGAAAAGCAGGAGUAGCAGAAAUGCUUCCUCAGCCCAGAGAAAGCUUGGAUAGGCAGGGAAAGAAACCAGUGGAAAAAGCAGCCUUGGGUAAACCCCACUGAACUUGAAUGAAGAACAUGAUCUUGUCAUGAACUGGAUAGUAAAUUCAAGCUGAGAUUUCACGAGUGGUAUACUAGCCAUAAUAUUUUAACACAAAAGUUUAUUAGUGGUCUUUUUGAUAACAUUUGUAAUAGUUUCUAACUUUAAAUGCAUAGUAGAUGGGCAUUUAUGUCUCAAUACCAGAUAAUUGCACUGCAGGAAUUUCUAAGUAUCUGAAGAAUGAACUAUGUACUGACAAUGUGAAUUUAAUUACUAAAAAUGUCCAUGAUCAGCAAAGUUCAUUAGAGCGAAUUCUGUCCAGAAUUGAUAUAUUUACUACGCUGCAAAAGAAUGUUGGUAUCAUGUAGAUGUGUUAAUCGAUACUUCUAGGUCAUCACAGCUUGAGGCAGACACCACUUACUUUUUCAAGGAAAUGAUACAUGCAGUCCUCAUAAUGCCAUGUGGGCUCUACUUUUCACCAUGACCAGUUUGGCCACAAUGGAAGAGCCCCAGAAACAGAACCAUCUCCUAUGGAUGCAGGGGGGCCAUAAGUAGGUUUUCUUUUGAUCCAAGUUUCUUUCAUGCAAACCUGUUUCAUCAGGUGGAUCAGGAUGACAUCUGGCCAUUUCCUAACUCCAAGACUCACAUGACUGCUUUUCAGUCCACUCCACUUCAUUCCCUCGUGGUCAUGGUGAGUUACUGUGGAUAUGGCACUCACCCUAAAGUAUGGGCUGCCCCAUAUGUUCAUUUCGCUCCACACUUUUUGCUACAGCACUCACAUUUCUUCUAAACCCACUGUCCUUCUUCCCCGCAGUGACUCAGCCCAACUGUACCUCUUGUUCCACUCAGUAGCAUCAGACUCACUGGUUUCUUAUAAGAGAGGGUAGCUUCAUGGUCCAUGUAAGGACCAUGUAAGGAAUAAAUAUAGGCCAAGAAUCUCUGCUGUGCUCAUUCACAUUCAUUACUGUGUUCAUUCACGUGUUUAUGUACUGAGGAUAUAGGAAAAUAUGACUCAUUUGGAGAUGCUUAGAUAUCAUGGAAGAAGCAGAGUUCAAGCUGAAAAACAAACCAAUAAAAAUAAAGGUCAGAAUUUAUUUUGUUAUUAUGCAAGCUGAGUUCAGCUUUAAAGUGACCAGAAAUUAUUAAACAUAAGAGACAAAAAUAAGAUAUUUUAAUUACUAGGAAAAUAUCCUUAUUGAUUUCAACUCUUAGGAGGCUCAAUCAUAUUGUACUGUCUUUUUGUAGAUGGAUUACUGAUGAAAGAUUACUGAAUUCCACUGGCAUUUUUAGGUGUUGGAUCUAUGACAAAUGUGGAAAUAUUGAAAACAUGAGAAAUAUCAGUUUCUAGUCCAUCCUAAUCCAACUGUUAGCAUAAGAAAGCACAGAAUCUGAAUAGCAUGUAAAUGCAUAGAAGUUGAAACACUGAUAUCUCUGAUGGAAAGAAAUCCAUUUCCUUCUAGUAGAAUUCCAAUAGAAUUCUAUUCCACUCUUUUUAAAACCAACAGAAAUAUUUGCGCUGGAUGAAAUACUGGAUAGGACAAUUAUAUGUAGGCAAUUAGAGUAAUAACAUCUCUGUAAACAAUGUAAAGGAUUUAAAUAACUUGGAUGGUUCACAGUGAGUGACAGACGGAUGUAAAACACAACAGAGAAAAAAUCAAUAUACUGACUGCUACACAAAAUGGUAGUGGGAGAAACUUAAAUACAGACAGAACUACAACUAAAAUCAUCCUAUUAAAUUUAGGUACUGUUUGACACACAGAGUUUGAUUCAGUUCCACAUCACAGCUUGUUCUACAUGUCUAUGUAUUAUAGCAUGGCAGUGAAGGACAUAAGCAUAGGUCCCACAGAGAAAUGCAGUAAGAAGGAUUUCCAAGGUAGGAGACUUUCAAAAUGGGAACCCAAAUACAUGUAAUUUCUCAUGCCACUGUUACAGAAAAUAAUAAAUAUCCACAGAUGUGUAAUUUCAUCACCCUGCCAGAGUCUGGCCUUUCAAAAGCAGUACAAAACUGCAGGUUGUAUCACACAAAUCCCCUUCGCCGUGGCAAUUAUUUCAACCUGUCUUACAUCUCUCAAAAUCCAUCACGUCUUACAGCUCCUUCGGGUUGGGAACCUGUUUCCCACAAACACCUACGGCAGUGUCUAAGUUAUAUAUAGAACAGACUGUACCACUGAGAGCCUGAUCCAAUUCCUGCAAAAUGCCACAGGGGUCUUUUCAUUAGUUUUAAUAGAAAUCAAGAUAGAUCUCAGAAGAAUGUUCUAAAAAUAUCCCAAAUCUCAGAUUACAAAGCCCAUUUUGCUCACCAUGAAGCUAAUGGCAUUUUUCUUUUGUGUCAGUGUAGCAGAAUCAGGUCUUAGCUUUUUGCUGAAAAAAAAAAAUCACUGUUUUCCUGAUAUUUCAACUAAAACUUCUGGAAAUACCUUUAAAAAUCUAAAAUAAAAUGUGCUAGAGUUUGGGGUUUUUUUUUUGUUAAAUUUGGAUGGUUCCUCAGAAAGCUGGAAAUGGAGUCACAUCGGUAUUUUUCUACGGGAAUCUAUUUGCUAUCCAGAAGUAUAGUGCUGUUAUGCAUAGUAAUAAGAUAAACAUCAAAGAUUAACCCCCCAUUUUUUCAUUUUGAUUACUUAAGCUGU
Molecule: messenger RNA, 12190 nt
Organism: Pipra filicauda (Wire-tailed manakin)
Lineage: Eukaryota; Metazoa; Chordata; Aves; Passeriformes; Pipridae
Gene: MYOM1
Product: myomesin 1
Exons: 42
Coding region: 4223-9586 (1787 amino acids)
Molecular function (GO): protein binding
Source: RefSeq, a predicted model, not a curated record